AUGGAGGAAGAGUCAAAUAAUGACCCCUCUUUUGACUCAGAUGAAUCCGAUGACUAUAAUUACAAUGAACCUGACUAUGAUGUUGAGGGUGAAAAACUUAGUGCUGAGAGACUUCAUCCGGAAUCGUUCUUAUACAAAGGACUAGAGAGAAAUGAAGUUGAAAGUUUUCUCAACAUUAUAGUGGACAAUCUCUGUAACUUGGUCCAUGUACCACCAGCAAUAGCACGUUUGUUGCUACACAAUAACAAAUGGGAUGUGGAGGCAGUUAAGAAAAAGUUUUUGACCCAUCCUCUGGUCACACUUAUUAACCAUAAUAUUUUACCAGGCCUAAACGUACAGCCCAGCUGCAGUGACAGUCAAGCAGUGAUGGCCACUGUUCAUACAGUUCAAAGUCUGAACUUCCGAGUGGCUCAUUUUCUCUCUCCCCCCAAAAUCACCUCAGAUUCCUGUUGUGAAAUAUGUUUUUCAGUUCCAUCUUAUAAGGUGGAAAAUCCAGUGAAUUUGUUCAGUGAAUCAGACCUGGAAAUGCCUGACCGUUCAAAUCCCUUCAAACAAGAGAGUUCGAAGACUUCGAUUUCUUUUCCUUAUGGUAUUACUAUUCCUCCGCCUUCAUCUCAUCCCUCUACUAUUUCCAAUAGUGUAUUUGAUGUUUGGUCAGAUAAAUCUCAUGAUAAAAAAUAUAAUUUUUCAAGUAGUAAUGGAAUAAAUGGAUUAUGCGGUCUGUCAUGUGGUCAUCGAUUUUGUCGGGAUUGUUGGUGUUCGUAUUUGACAGUAAAAAUUGAAGAAGGUUUAAGUAUUGAUAUUAAGUGUAUGUCGGUUGGAUGUAACGUUCUAGUCAUAGAGGAUUUUCUGCUAACAUUAUUAAAGAAUUCACCUGUAAAGGACAAAUAUUUAAAUUUAUUGUUUCAGCGUAUGGUUGAAAGUCAUCCUUCACUACGAUUUUGUGUGGGUUUUAACUGUCCUGUUUUAAUUUGUUCACUGGAAGAGCCGAAAGCACGUCGUGUCCGGUGUGAACGUUGUCAUUCAGAAUUUUGUUUCAUGUGCUCAGAAGCCUACCAUGCUCCGACUAGUUGUGCAACUUUGAAGCACUGGCUUGUUAAAUGUCGAGAUGACUCAGGAACAGCGAAUUAUAUGACAGCACAUACUAAAGACUGUCCGUCAUGUCAUGUGUGUAUAGAAAAGAACGAAGGCUGCAAUCAUAUGAAAUGCUCAAUAUGCCAUUAUGAAUUUUGCUGGGUGUGUUUAGGCGUGUGGAAAUCACACGAUGCAGAAUAUUACUUUUGCAGCAAAUAUCAGGAGAAUCCAGAUGCUGCAAAAGAAUCUGUUAGGACACGAGCACGUGAAUCGUUAGAGCGUUACAUGUUUUAUUAUGAAAGGUGGGAAAAUCAUGAACGAAGUCUGAGAUUAGAACAUGAUCAACGAGCACGUAUUCAAGCUCGUAUCAAUGAAAAGGUGCUUAAAAAAGAAGAUACACUAAGAAACUGUCGAUACACUUUGAAGUAUACUUAUCCACACGCUUUCUAUGGUGAGAAACUAGAACGUAAAGAAUUGUUCGAGUAUCAACAAGCCUUGUUAGAGGCUGAAGUGGAAGAUCUCUCGUGGAAAAUAGAGCAUGCUGAAAUAACAGAUCGAGCAGAUUUACAAAAUAAAAUGGAUAUAUGUGAAAAACACCGCUUAACUUUAUUACAAGAAUUUUUGACCAAUUAA
Messenger RNA from Heterobilharzia americana, 1707 nucleotides. The record is from the annotation of a GenBank genome assembly. Lineage: Eukaryota; Metazoa; Platyhelminthes; Trematoda; Strigeidida; Schistosomatidae.